AGCUCGCGCGAUCCAUUAAUUUUGCGCAUCAGCUGGAAAUUAAUUUCCUUUUUCCAAAAAUCCUUGAAAAGGUCGUGGUUAUAAAUUUGCAUUUAUUUGCGUGACGAUGGAAAAUUUCUAGUGUUGUACGGUGUGCAGCGCUUUGUGUUGUGUAGAGAGGUGCGGAGUUGGUUUUCCCCGUGGGGACUCCAAAACAAGAAUCAUGUUUGAUUGCUCGUUCAACCUGUUCCUGUCCGUGUUUCUGAUUCUGGGCUCGGUAUGGCUCGCCGGCAGGUUCUUUCUGAAGGAACAGGUCGUGUACAUUCCGGACGGCAAGCGGCGGCACGCGUGGAAGUCGAUUAAGCUGCUGAAUCGGUCGUGUUUCUGUUCGAUCUGCGAGAUCUUGAUGUCCUCGAAUGGGGUGUUUUGUGAGAAUUGCGGGGUUUGUUCCGACAAUGGGUGCGUCCGGAAGGCGGACGUGGAGUUUCGAUGUAAAGAGCUGCGAAUUAGGAGCAGGGCGGAUGAUGGGAAGGAGAGUCGGCACUUGUGGGUUAGGGGGAAUCUUCCGCUGGCGUCGGAAUGCUGCGUUUGCGCGGAGGAUGUGGACCAGGUUAGCGAACCGGGGCUUUAUGGUCAGCGGUGUGCCUGGUGCCAGCGGACGGCGCACGACAAGUGCUUUUCGGAGGUUUCGUCCACGCUGUGCGACUUUGGGGAGUUUAAGAGUAUGAUUUUCCCUCCAAAGUGCAUUCUGGCGUCGAGGACGAAGGGAGCUCCGAAGGUGCAUCUGACGGGGAUUAUUCCUCCCGAGUGGAAGGACCAGUGGCGGCCUUUGAUCGUAGUUGCAAACUCUAAAUCCGGCAGCAGCGGAUCUCCGGAAGUGGUCGCUCAAAUGCGCGGCAUCCUGCACCCGUUGCAGGUGUUUGAGCUCGAAUCGCACGGUCCGCAGGAAGCACUUCAGUGGGCAAUCCAUGCUGCGCCGGCCACCUGUCGAAUCUUGGUCGCCGGAGGUGACGGAACAGUUGAUUGGGUCCUAAACACGAUACUGCAGAUGAACGUGGAUCCACUGCCGGAGGUGGCCAUCCUGCCGCUGGGAACCGGAAACGAUUUGUCGCGCGUUCUUGGCUGGGGCGCCGAAGGUCCGGACACGUUCAACCCGAUCCAAUAUCUGCGCAAGAUUCAGCAGGCGCGAGCUGUUAAACUGGACCGGUGGCUGAUGGAAAUUGACGCCCAUCAUCACAUCCGGUUUCCGGUUCCGAGGUUUCACCAGCGGCGAAGCGUUUUCGUGUACAAUUAUUUUAGUGUUGGGGUGGACGCUUUGGUGACGCUUAAUUUCCACAAAGCCCGGGAAAGCUCGCUGUAUGUGUUUAGUAGUAGAUUUAUCAAUAAGGCACUGUAUCUCUGCUUUGGUACGCACCAAGUCAUGCAACAGGACUGCGUAGAUUUGGAAAAGAAGGUUGAGCUGUAUCUUGACGACGUCAAAAUAGAUUUGCCCGAGCUGCAAUCGAUCGUCGUACUUAACAUUGACUCGUGGGGCGCUGGCGUUAAACUUUGGGAAAUGAGCAAAGAUUCGCCCACCCACGGGGGAAUCAUGCGCGAGGCGCACAGCAUCUCGGACGGCGUGCUGGAGGUGUUUGGCGUCGUGUCGUCCUUCCACAUCGCCCAGCUGCAGGUUGGCCUCAGCAAACCGGUCCGGCUGGGGCAGGCCCGAAGCGUGCGGUUCCGCAUCAACGGGACGGUGCCGGUGCAAGCCGACGGCGAGCCGUGGAUGCAGGCGGCUUGCGAUGUUAAAAUUAACCACUGCGGCCAGGCGACGAUGCUGCAGAACGUGGGCGCAGGUGCAGAGUGAGUGCCAGCGGUAGUACAGGCUCUUGGAAGCCGGUAUCGUAAGGUAAGCGUAGCUAGUCACAGUCGCGGAUUUUUUUUCUGUUUGUGGAAGCAUAACGAUUAAGGUAAAAGGUUGAUAAUAUUUUUUUGGUAUUUAUUUAUUAAAAACCUACGUUUUCCUUACAUGGAAUUUGUCAAUUUGAAUUAAUAAAAUGGUAAAAAUAUAAAUCUUCAAUUAGUUCCUUGGAAAUUAUUCGAUAUUUAAUAAUUUGAUAUUAGUUAAGUUAGCCAACGCCUUUCUGAUUAUUUCGUCGAAUUAUGCCGUUAACAUAAUAACUAUGCUUUUGUCUUUUAGAACCUUUGAAAAUUAGAAAACAAAAUUUUGUGUCCGUGGUUUCGACAAAGUUGUAGAGCAUUACAUUUGCUAUA
Culex pipiens pallens (northern house mosquito) is the source of this 2232-nucleotide messenger RNA. It is a transcript of the gene Dgkepsilon, whose product is annotated as diacylglycerol kinase epsilon. Gene Ontology annotation, molecular function: ATP-dependent diacylglycerol kinase activity. Bases 203 to 1825 code for a protein of 540 amino acids. NCBI's taxonomy places the organism in Eukaryota, Metazoa, Arthropoda, Insecta, Diptera, Culicidae. The record is from RefSeq and is a predicted model, not a curated record. The transcript is spliced from 4 exons.